This is a messenger RNA of Musa acuminata subsp. malaccensis (wild Malaysian banana), 2683 nucleotides long. RefSeq names its product squamosa promoter-binding-like protein 12. NCBI's taxonomy places the organism in Eukaryota, Viridiplantae, Streptophyta, Magnoliopsida, Zingiberales, Musaceae. The record is from RefSeq and is a predicted model, not a curated record. Gene Ontology annotation, cellular component: nucleus. Gene Ontology annotation, molecular function: DNA binding.
GGAAGCGGAAGAAGCAGGGGGGGGCGGGGGGGUGCCGCACUCCACGCUGCAUCGGCCGCCGCUCCUCUGCACGACUCCAAUCGAUCGUAGGAAUCGCCGUGGAGAAGGCGGAGGAGAGAUCUGGAGCGGCAGACGGCCGCACGUGAUCGCUCCCUGGUUUGUUUGUAAAGAAACGUCUGUGUUCGGUUGCUGUCACGGGCAGAAGGCACUGAUUUGGUGGGACUGCGGUCAAAAAAGGGGAAAAAUAAACAAGAACCAAGCUGUAGUGUUUCUAUGUGCACAUGUACCAGUGCUGCAACUGAUGGAGAAGUUGAAAGGCCCUGUGUGAAAGGAAAUAGUAGCGGCACCUUCUCAAGUUCGACGCCUUCCACCCUCGACCAUCCAAGAUACGAAGUCUUCUUUGAUAGAAAAAGGAACAUGACAACUCUUGAGAGAAGUACUGGAGCACGGGGGAUUAAGUUGAUCAGAGAGCUUAAUCUUAGUUAGUGAUGACAAUAGGGCAAGUUAGUGUUGGUUGCCUUUUGGGGAGCAUUAGAGUAUCUGUGCUAAUUUCCUCAUCAGCCACAUGGUGUUACCGACUUUGAUCAGAUCCACGGCAAAAUAAACCAAUACAUUGGGGAAAUUGUGAUGUGUUGUCAUUCUCGUUUCAGCUGUAAGAAAAGAAAGCGAAAGGAAUGUCCAGAUGCUUCUGAGUCAUCAUGUCGGCAAAGGGAAUUUGCGAGCAUUGGGAUUCAGUAUCUUAUGAGAUAAACAAGUGUAGGUAUUACUUCUUGCCAUUAAUGCGUAUGGAGAUAAACCACAUCCUGGCAUAACUUCUAGAGAAUAAUUAUUUCAAUCUAUUGCAAGUGCUUCUUUGAUGGACUGGAUUCCAAAAACUCCUUUCCAGUGGGAUUGGGAAACUCUGGAGUUAUUCAGUGGAAAAGAAAGUGAAUUAUCUAAACCUGCACAAGUACCCGACUCUAAGAUUGGAGGUGGUGCACGUAUUUGCAAUGGAUCUGUAUGUUCAUCUAGUGGUGGUGCCUCCUCGGUUCUAGAAUUGGGCAAUCGUUCAUCCAAGAGCUCCAUCUCAGCAUCCAUUGAUUCCUUGUCCGAGACAGGAAAGAGAAAGUCACAGUUCAACUUUGAUUCAACUGAACGAGCCCCAUAUAAUCUGAACAAGAAUAUCUUUGCAAGGGUUGAGGGAUCUGGAACAUCACCUGCAUCAGUGACUGCAGGCUACUCUAGGGAACCACUCACUGGUUUGAAGCUUGGGCGGACUUCUUUUGAAGAUGGUGGUGCAGGAAAUAACAUUGAGAACUUGUCUUCCUCAGCUUCUAUAACCUCGUCCAUUGCGUUAGUCAAGAAAUCUAGGGUGUCUCAGCAGACCUUUCAAAAUUUUUAUUGCCAGGUUGAAGGGUGUAACAUUGACCUUACAACAGCUAAAGAUUAUCACCGAAAACAUAGAGUCUGUGUAAACCACUCAAAGUCUCCCAAGGUGAUCGUAGCUGGUCAGGAGCGCCGUUUUUGUCAACAGUGCAGCAGGUUUCAUGGUUUGUCUGAGUUUGAUCAGAACAAGCGAAGUUGCCGCAGGCGUUUAUCUGAUCAUAAUGUACGUCGCAGAAAGCCACAACCAAUGACAAUCUCUUUUAGUUCUCCGAGGAUCUCUUCAUCAGAUCAUGAUGAUGGACAUCAAAUGAACCUUGUUUUUGGUCGAGCUCCUCCGUGUAAUGUGCCAGCAACUGUAAGUUCCCCAUGGGAUGACUUAGGCAGCUUCAAGCUUAUUCAACCUAAAGAAUCUUGGACAAAGUCCAAUAAAGCAGGAGGCAGUACUGGGCUGCUGCAAUUUUCUAGCACCUGUCAAACACAUGAUAUCACCCCUUUUCAUCAUGACUUGGAUCCACUCUCGCCAUUAAAGGGCAUCACCACUGAAGUCCUGAAUCAUAGUAGCACCUCGAAGCACUUGAAAGAUCUGGAAGCAUCUGUAUUUGCUUCUAACUUGGAUGUACCACCGGAUCUUCACAGUGCUCUCUCUCUUCUGUCAACCAAUUCCUGGAAUCCAGUUAACCCUGGAACAAGUUCUACCAAGUAUGUCAAUACAAAGAAUGCAUUUACUACUCAUCCUGAAGUAAAUAUGAUCGAUGCAACAACAGGAUUGUUGCAAGAUGAGCAACCAUUAGCACAACCAUUGACAACGACACAACCAUUCCAUCUGCAAAACGACAAUGGUCAGUUCCAGGAAUUCCAGCAGCUCAAAGCUCCUUUCCGAGCCUCUUCCUUCGACUCAACUCGGAGACACUGAUAUCUCUAAUGGGAUGGUCGCUACACUGAGUUUAAAUCGAACUUUAGUCGGAUACCUCAGUCGUUUGUGUUAAGAAUUUUGUCUCUUUGUUCGAUCAGUGGCUGAAGGUUUGGUAUGUUAGGUGAUACUCUUGCCGGUCAAAUGGGUCUACACUGUCCUUGUGGCUUUCUGUGCUGUCCACUGUUAUAGCAUCCAUCAUCUGGUGAAUAAUUCAAGUACAGGGCUUCUUCCUCUCUCUUGUUUAGGUUGAAAUGCUGUGGUGAAAUUUGCGAGCCAGCAAAAUAAAACACGCAAAGAUUACUGCAUUUGGAUCAGUUAGUUUUAAUUUCUGCUACUUGUUGAUGACAACCAAUAUCAAGUUAUAUAAUUGAGAACAUUUGCUACUUCAGACAUAUUUGUAGUUUA